AUGAUACUCUCUACCGGUCCGGACGUCUAUCAAGGCCUUUCAAUCUUUAUCCAAUUUUUACGAAACUCAAAUGUUUACCAUCUCCUUGUGCGACUCGUCACCCCCGAUUCCACGUACCAAGUCUUUGCCACGGAUUUUGCGGAAAGCGAUGAAUGGGUUAAUGUUGGUAUUGUCGUAGCUGGAGCGAAAACAUCGGCAGGGGUGUGCGUUGAGGUGUACAAAAAUGGUCAUGCACUAAUGGCGACUAGUUUACCGAUUUUACGAGAUUUUUCUAAUCGUUAUGGUGCUAAUCCUAGUCCUGGAAUCUACCUCGGCUCUGCCAUCACUACAAUGUCCAACAUGUCCACAGCUUCAAUCGCUUCUGGAACAAUCAGUUCGCUUGUUUUUUGGUCAAAACGGGUUGCCUCGUGCAGCAGUCCACGUUCGAGCUACAUGACCCUCAGGGGGAAUUGCUUCUCUAACGAAUCCCUUCCUGAGAAGACAACCUGUCAAGACGCUCCAAAUUGUCAACUCUCACAAAAUGGUGUUUGUCUGGACACCACUGUGGAGAACAUAUACGCCAUGGCUAAAGGCGCUCAUCUUAUCUCUUCUCCAAAGGCCCUACUUUCUCUCCUCGAAAUUGUAUUAGCAUUUCUUAAAAACGAUACAGAAAAAUAUUAUUUGGAAUAUGAAAAGCGAAUUCUUUGGUCAUCAGUCGUCCUAUUCAAUCGGUUGAGUGUUGUUGAGGAAGCCAAUGCAUUUGAGGUGGAGAGCCUUCGUUCGAAAACGGAUACGAUUUUGGCCUUCCUUCUAGAUUACUUGGAGGCAUUGUUUUUAACCCGAUUUUCAAAAUCUUGGUCCGAACUUUGUGGAAGUUUUUCAUCUAAGCCGCCUGAGAUUGUUGCUACACUGUCAACUAUGAUCAAGGUUUUGCUGACUGAUGAUCGACCGGUGAUAGAGAGCAGUCUUGGAAGGAACUACUUAGCCGGCUACAUAGAACUCACAAUUCCUUCUGCUUUGAACAAUGAUGUGCCAGUUAAGGUCAUAAAUCCAUCUCUCAUUAGGCAAAGUGGUAGCACGAAUUUACUUGGAACCCUUACAGUUUCGGUGCUAAGUGCAUCGACCUCUGCAAUAACACUGGAUGUGCUCUCGGUGCCCAAAGAAUUCGAGUUGUCAGAAAAUCAUUCCCUUUCACUUGGAGAUGGCAAGAGGAAAUCGGAAGUUAUAUUAGCUUUGAUUAAUUCACCCAUAAUGACAACUUCUCUUGUACCAACAAGCGAACAGCAGGACGAAUCAGGAGCGGUCUUUCUGUAUACCCUCGCGCUUAUUCGACCGAAUGAGUUCUCGGCCUCAGCAGAAGCUCGACGAUCUGAUGCGCUGCAUUGGAAGGCACGCAGAGUGGAGGAGGAGGGACUCGGUGCAUUGGAAUAUGCUGUGAAGUGUGUCUUCUGGGACGAUAGUGAUAUCGGUGCGGAGGGCUGGAAGGCUCAUUACUGCGAUGUUGCAGAAGCUCACUUAUCUUAUGUAGUCUGUCGGUGUAAUAGGACAGGAUCACUUGCUGUUGCAAUGGAAUAUACCGAAGACGAUAAACCUUUUUGGAGAAUGGCUGGAUCCAGCAGUUUACAGGCUUAUAGAACCGCAAAAUUAGCAAUCAACUUGACUGGCAACUUAUUGUCCAUCACAGCUCUAACGGCACUGGCUGCUUAUCUUUGUCGAAAAAAUACUCUUCCCGAGUUGCUUGAUCAGACCAAAAUUAAGCUACAUUUUGUAGCAUCUUUGCUUUGCUAUCACAUUUCUUUCGUACUCUUUCCUUUAUUGGAAGGAAGUGAAAUGGGCUGUUGUGCUGUCGGGCUUUUGGAGCAUUUCUUCUCCAGCACAUCACUUGCAUGGCAAUGCUGUAACAAUUUCUACACCUUUAAUGCUCUAAUCAACGGAGACACAAGAGCGCGAAUCAAGUUGUCCAUCUUCGUUGGCUGGGUGACAAAUGCGGUGAUCGUGGCGGUGAUAGGAUGCGCCACUUCUGCCAGCGAGUAUGGGUUGGGGCUUAUGUGUUUGCCAACGGCUAUUUCCGGUUAUAUUGCUACUGCUGAAUGUGGUCUUUUCCUACUCGUAUCUCUUAUCUCCUGCAUCAUUCUCCUAUGCAACAUCGAUGCGCCCGCCUACUUAAAUCCACGCGUGAUUGAAGCUUUACAAAAUGACAUGCGUACCACCACAGCAGCCUCAAUCUACAGCGCUUUGGUCUACGGACUUGGGAUAGUAUUCGUCUUUUUCAAUCUCCCCUAUUCCGCCUUCGCCUUCUGGAUACUGAAUUCCCUAACCGGUUGCAUGGUUGCACUUCUGCUAGGUCCUCUGGACAAAAGCAAUGUGGUGAAAAAAAGAAAGUCCAGCGGAGCUCUCGAAGUAGCCAAGACCUCGAGAAGUUCUGUAUACGCCUUCGAUAACAGUGAAGAUCUCCCAUCUCCGUCUGGAGCAGCUAACCCUGAAGGCAUCGAAUCAUACGAACUCCAUUCACCACACUCCAAGGUCGAUGAUUCCAUCUUUGCUGACAAAAGAAACAAUGAAUACACCAAAUAA
Hydatigera taeniaeformis is the source of this 2553-nucleotide messenger RNA. NCBI's taxonomy places the organism in Eukaryota, Metazoa, Platyhelminthes, Cestoda, Cyclophyllidea, Taeniidae. The record is from the annotation of a GenBank genome assembly.